This is a messenger RNA of Psylliodes chrysocephalus, 1441 nucleotides long. The record is from the annotation of a GenBank genome assembly. NCBI's taxonomy places the organism in Eukaryota, Metazoa, Arthropoda, Insecta, Coleoptera, Chrysomelidae.
GACUUUGUCACUUUUCAGUCAGUCAAAAAUGUUUACCUAAAUAUUCUGACAGUUCGUAACUUUUUUAAAACUGAUUGUCAAAUUAUUUUUUUUGCCAAUAUUUUUUGGUCAAAAUUCAGCAUGAAAACAGUUGUAUCUAAAACAGGAAUAGAAGUAUUAUAUCCAUGCACUAUCCAUGUACUAACCAAUGAAGCAAUAAUCGAAUGUGAAUAUAAAUCCGACAACAUAGGCCAAGAUCUUAUGGAUUACAUUUGUGAUUAUUUUAGUCUAAAAGAAAUAGAUUAUUGGGGACUCAAAUUUAUAGACACUUACGGACAACGACACUGGUUGGAUGUGAAUAAGUUGAUUAGGAUUCAAGUAAAGAACUGUUGCCCAGUACAUUUUCAGCUUAGAAUAAAAGUGUAUCCGCCACAGCCUUAUAAACUAUCAGAUCAAUCGGCAAAAGAUCAGAUUUUCAUACAACUAAGAUUUGCUUUAAUUAGUGGUAGUUUAAGUUGUGGACCUAAUGAUGUUCCAUUGUUUGUCAGUUUGAUUCUUCAAUACAUUUACGGCGAUUACGAUGAAAACGUACACUUUGGUAAUUACGUUAAAGAGAAAAUAAUCAUCAAUCAAACUUUUACUGCAGAAUUAAAAGCUAUAGAGAUACACAAGAAUUAUCUGAAAGGUUUGAAUGAGGAGCAAGCAAUUGAUUUGUUUUUGAGAUUAGCUUGCCAGUUAGAAACGUAUGGAGUGGAUCCUUAUUUGGUUGAAAACGAUAAAAACGAAAAGUUAAUUUUAUAUAUUAAUUACAAAGGAAUUGCAACAUAUAAAGAUAGUGAAAGAGUAAACUUUUAUGAUUGGAUGACUAUCAGUAAAAUUACACAAUCAAAAAGGUUAAUAUACAUUCACUUGACAAGUAAUAAAGUUAUAACAUACGUUUGUGUAACUGAAGGAGAAUGCAACUAUAUUUACCUAGGAGCUUUAAGUCACUUAAUUUUUUUUACUACAUCCGGAUACCAGUCAACUGUCGGAAUAAUUGGUAAUAAAAAAGAAGAUGAUACAUCAACUGAAGUAGUUAUGAAGUAUAAAUCUGACCCAAAGGAGGAUUUAUUUCGAAUAAACCGAAAUAGAAAUAAAUUAUCUAAAUUUCGCAAAAUUUAUAACUUUUUUAUUUGUAGGCAUACAAUUUUAUUUAUAGUUUUUGUUAGUGUUUGUUUUCUAGUGCAUGUAUUAGAAUUAUUCCAGUACAACAUUUUAGAAAUUUCGGAAAGAAUUAAAUUAUUAAGAUGGAGUUUCGAUUAAAAAUUGUUAUUUUGGUGAUAGAAAUUGAAAUUUUUGUAGAUUUAUUUUGUAAUUAGUAUACAAUUUACUAAUUUCUAUUUUUUUUUAAGUAAAAUAAAAACGUGUCAACUCAAAUUAUUUUUAUAUAGGGUGUUUCAGAAUAAAGUAUCGUAAAUAAGGG